Messenger RNA from Oncorhynchus nerka (sockeye salmon), 1896 nucleotides. Its product is annotated as NACHT, LRR and PYD domains-containing protein 3-like. The transcript is spliced from 6 exons. Gene Ontology annotation, biological process: intracellular signal transduction. Bases 112 to 1890 code for a protein of 592 amino acids. The record is from RefSeq and is a predicted model, not a curated record. NCBI's taxonomy places the organism in Eukaryota, Metazoa, Chordata, Actinopteri, Salmoniformes, Salmonidae.
UACAGAGACACUUGUCAUCAGGAAGGUUCUCUCUCAACACAACGGAAAAUAUCUCAAUGACUUGACAUGUUCUGGUUGUGAAUUCAGACUACAAGGGGUCAGUGCUCUAAAAUGAGUCUCUCUGGGGAGAGAGAGGAGGGGGGCCCUGCCUCUAAAAUGAGUCUCUCUGGGGAGAGAGAGGAGGGGGGCCCUGCCUCUAAAAUGAGUCUCUCUGGGGAGAGAGAGGAGGGGGGCCCUGCCUCUAAAAUGAGUCUCUCUGGGGAGAGAAAGAAGGGGGGCCCUGCCUCUAAAAUGAGUCUCUCUGGGGAGAGAGAGGAGGGGGGCCCUGCCUCUAAAAUGAGUCUCUCUGGGGAACAUGACACCAAAGCUAAGAGCCCAAUCAAGCAGGAGAGACCAGCCUCCCCUGUUCCCAGCUGUGUGUCCAUGAAGAGUGACUGGUCUAUGAUGCAACCUAUACAGUUUAGAGAGGAAGACUUUUCUACUGAACAAAGAAACCAACAGGAGAGAUCAGAGUCAGAGAUUCUCAGUGGUCAGUCUUCCCAGAGUCAUCAAACAGACCUGGCCUCCAUAUUCAGAUUGCUUGAACAGAAUAUUAUGACAUUUGUGAAGAACGAGCUGAAGAUGUUCAAGAGGAUUCUUAGUCCAGAACUCCCAGAAGGCUUUGAGAGUCAGAAGCAGGAUAAGGAAGUGGUGGAUGCUGAAGAUGAGCAGCAGGAGAGCAGUGCCAGAGAGGGGGCUCUGAAGAUCACACUGCACAUCCUGAGGAAAAUGAACCAGAAGGAGCUUGCUGACACACUGGAGAAAUAUGAGCUUGCUGUGAUUUGCCAACGUGAACUCAAAUCUAAUCUAAAGAAGAAGUUUCAAUGUGUAUUUGAGGGGAUCGCUAAACAAGGAAACCCAACACUUCUCAAUAAGAUCUACACAGAGCUCUACAUCACAGAGGGUGGAACAGGAGAGGUCAAUAAUGAACAUGAGCUGAGACAGAUUGAGACAACAACCAGGAAACAAGCAAGACCAGAGACUGCAAUCAAAUGUAAUGACAUCUUCAAACCCUUAACUGGACAAGACAAACCUAUCAGAACUGUGUUGACAAAGGGAGUCGCUGGCAUUGGAAAAACAGUCUCUGUGCAGAAGUUCAUUCUGGACUGGGCUGAAGGAAAAGCAAAUCAGGAUGUCCAAUUUGUAUUUUCAAUCCCUUUUCGGGAGCUGAAUUUGAUGAAAGAGGACAAACACACUUUCAUUGAACUUCUCAAUCACUUCUCAAUGGAAACCAAACAAUCAAGAAUCUCCAUCUACAACAAGUACAAAGUUCUGUUCAUCUUUGUUGGUCUGGAUGAGUGCCGACUGCCCCUAGACUUCCAGAAGAACAAGAUCUGUUGGGACGUCACAGAGUCAACCUCAGUGGAUGUUCUGCUGACAAAUCUCAUCAGGGGAAAUCUGCUUCCCUCUGCUCUCCUCUGGAUAACUACCCGACCUGCAGCAGCCAAUAAGAUCCCUUCAGGGUGUGUUGACCAGGUGACAGAGGUACGAGGGUUCAAUGACCCACAGAAGGAGGAGUACUUCAGGAAGAGAUUCAGUGAUGAGGACCUGGCCAGCAGAAUCAUCUCACACAUAAAGACAUCAAGGAGCCUCCACAUCAUGUGCCACAUUCCAGUCUUCUGUUGGAUUUCUGCAACAGUCCUUGAACACAUGCUGAAACAUAAGAGAGAAGAGAUGCCCAAGACUCUGACUGAGAUGUACACACACCUUGUGGAGUUUCAUACCAAACAGAAGAAUGAAAAGUAUCUUGGGAAAGAAGGGACAGGUCCACACUGGAAUAAAGAGAGCAUUCUGAAAACUGGGAAAACUGGCUUUUCAACAGCUUGUGAAUGGCAAUCUGAUUUUCUAUGAAGAAGA